AUGGAGACUAUCAGAAUUCAUCCGGACUAUUCCCUACGCAAUCCUAUCCAAUGUAGCAGUACAUCCAAGAUUGUUCGACAGGACCGGGCACUGCAAACGUUCGGUGAUGUUAUCAGUGCGGAUGAGGACAUUCUUAUAACCUCACAUCUGUUCUCGGAUUUUGAAGGCUCGCAGCUGCCGCCCAAGGCCCAAGCAAGCAUCGAAUACGUCCUCCUGAUUGCUGCUGCGUGUUCGAUUUCGACAAUGCCUGUUCCUCCACUCCCAGCAGCUGGCGACGAGAAGCUCACCCCGCCCCACCCCAAAUUCACCAUUGCAGGCGGCAGCGCAUCAGAUCCUGAACAGGAACGCAACGGUAUUGCGCACCAUUCAAGGACAAUGUCCCUCGAGUCGCACCCAGUCACGCACCGCAGCCUCACCUUCAACAACCCGCCGACCGCGUUCUCGCUCAACACCCAGGCAUUCUUUACCCCCGACCAGUCACCCGGCACGACACCUGGCGUGCAGCCCAUCACUGGCAAUGGAUACCCCUUCCCAGAUGCCAGCAGCGACACUCACAGGAGCGGCGUGAACUCCGUGUCGACGUCGACGAGCGUCGCUGACUUCUCCGGGUUGUCAUCGUUGGCCUUUCCCAGUCGGCCUGGCACGUCGGACAACGGCAGCUCCCUUCGACCCACAUCGGGGCGGUCAAGAGAGGCCUUCGCCUCACCCAGAGCGCGCCCAAUGACGAUAUACAGCACCGUCGUGUCCUCUUCCGUCAAGGUCGAGCGCGAGCGGCACAAGUCGACGAUGCUCACCCCAUCCACGACUUUGCACAAGCCGUGGUUGUCAACACGUGACCCCUACCAACGGAUUUCCUACGUCAUCACCUACGCGUUCUUGUUUCUUGGGGUUUGCCUAGGCGCCGUACGCUGCUAUUUUGGAUGGCUGGAUGUGAGGCUUCUGAAAGGGAACAUGUGCGUGGUCAUGGACGAGAACUUUGACUCGGACGUUGGUCUAUUCGGGGACAACGGCAAGUUUUUCCGAGAAGUCGAGAUGAGCGGGUUUGGGAAUGGCCAGUUCGAGAUGGCGACUGCCUCUCAGAACAACUCAUAUGUCCGGAAUGGCCGUCUUUACAUCACCCCAACUCUGACUUCGGAUAACAUUGGCGAGGACGCUAUCAUUGACGGAACUGUUUACAAUAUCACCGGGUGCACGUACAACAUCACCCAAGGCAUCUCGUACACGAGCACGAUGCUCAGCCUCCCGAGGAACGGUAGCGCCAUUGCGUCCGAUCAACCCUUCGACGUCGAGAGGUACACCAAGGCUUGCUCGGCCGUCAGCAAUGCCACCAGCGGCCAGAUCAUCAACCCUAUCCAAAGCGCGCGUCUGACGACCCGGAAAACAGCUAGUAUAAAGUACGGUCGUGUGGAAGUGAGAGCAAAGAUCCCAACUGGCGACUGGCUGUGGCCGGCGAUCUGGAUGAUGCCAGUCGACAGUAAAUACGGCCCAUGGCCUAUGAGUGGCGAGAUUGACAUUAUGGAGGCGCGUGGGAAUGGGCCGGAAUACCCCAAGCAGGGAAGCAACUACGUCCGCGGCUCGUUGAACUGGGGCCCUUUGACGUGGCUGAACGGCGUGUCGAAGACAUACGGCUGGUGGACGCUGCGGCGCGGAAGCUACGACCAAGACUUCCACACCUACGCUCUAGAAUGGGAUAAGGAUUUCAUGCGGAUAUACGUUGACUCCCGCCUGCACCAUAUGCUCGACCUGCGCAUGAAGAAACCUUUCUUCGAACUCGGCGACUUCCCACCCGUCGUCCAGAAUGGGUCCGAAGCGGUCAUUCUGAACAACCCGUGGGUCAAUGGCACGACCUCUGCGCCUUUUGAUCAGCCGUUCUUCCUGAUUCUAAACGUCGCUGUUGGGGGCACAAAUGGGUGGUUCCCUGAUGGGAACGAGAAGCCGUGGCUGGAUGGAUCUAACACGGCUAUGGGGGAUUUCUGGAGGAGCAGGGAUAAAUGGCUCCCGACUUGGUCUACGGAUCCCGAGGAUCGCUCUCUUGUCGUUGAUUCUAUUAAGAUGUGGCAACAAUGCUGA
Molecule: messenger RNA, 2070 nt
Organism: Cyclocybe aegerita
Lineage: Eukaryota; Fungi; Basidiomycota; Agaricomycetes; Agaricales; Hemipholiotaceae
Source: the annotation of a GenBank genome assembly